UUUCGGAGGGAGAGCACGUGCGUCGUCGCCACGGUAACUUCGCGAGGUUUACGAGAGUUCGAAUCGAAAUCGCGCAAUAAAAAUUAAACAUACACUCUCAUUUGAAUAUAUUUGCUGUGUGUUUGUGAAGUGAUUCGUGCAAAUAUUUCAAGAUUACAAGCCAGUGAAAAGUUUAAUAUAGUCUUUUUGCAGUUUUUGCAUAGCAAUAUGACUUGACAUAGUUCCUAUUUAUAAAUAUCGAAAGUUUGUGUUUGUCGUUGUUAAUAAAGUGCAAAAGGACUAUUUUAAUAAUAAAAUGGAGGCUCUUGAAAGGAGAGGGAAGAUAAUUGCCGUGGCGGUCAUCAUGUACAUAGUAUUUUUGUCACAAUGUAAAGGAGUAGAAGCACACAAAAAUUCCACAAAGAUGUCGUACGUUUGUCCACCGGACUUCAUCCGACUGGGCCACAGCUGUUACUUCUUCAGUGAAAACAAAGCCACGUGGCAGAGCGCUCUCUUCUCUUGCAAGGAUCGUGACAGCAAUCUCUCAGUGCCAGCUCGAUGGGAGGACAGGAAUCUGCGAAACUACCUCAAUAGGCCUGCAGUUGAGAAGGCCAGUAGAUGGAUCGGCGGUAUAUACGACUACAGUACUCGCGCGUGGAAGUGGGGGGGCGAGUUACGGGACAUGCACUAUCAGUCCUUCAGCAAGAUGAAGAAGAUGACUCCCGAUGAGCUGAAGUGGCACUGUAUUGCUAUGUCACCGGAAAUCAUGUAUAGAUGGGCCGCACGCAACUGUUUUGAACCGCGUCAAUACAUCUGUCAGACGAAACUCAAGAAGGUUCCAAAGUCGAAGCUCAAAGACCUGCGUCGUAGAUACUCGAGGAUGGGCAAGAUCAACGAGAUAACCGCUCCAAGCGUCAGCAGAGAGGUCGAUGACCCUCGUAUUAAUGACGUCACCAGCAAUCCUAUUCAGAACCCGAAAUCUUAUGAUCUGCGACCAAGUCCUUUACAGCGAAUGCCCAAAGAAAAGAGGAACCAACAGAGAAACGAUGUGAGGCCGAAUGAGUUGAGGAAGCGAUCCAGGCCUAACGCGCAAAGACGAUUGACAAGACCAUUCCCAGGUUACCGCUGGAACCGGCGCGACCCCGAAGGCUCGUACCAACGCAACGCGGAGCUGCUCCGCUCGGGGCGCACGGGGCUCACCCCGCAGCAGGUAAGCUCGCACCUCACGCGCCUGCAGCACAUCCGCGACCGCCAGCUCGCGCGCCGCAAGCGACUCCGCGACAACGACUGGCUUGUUAACGAACCGCACACACACACACAAACUAGAACACACAACACACAUGAUAGAACACACACUGAUAUACUUAACGAACAACCAGCACACGCUAGAACGUAUGAUAACGAACAACCGGCUAUCGUACAUACGCACGCUAGAACGUAUACGGUCGAUAAUAAUAUAAGCGCGUUGCACCCAAAGACGAUUGUGGAGGAGUUCGAUAUGAUGCCCCCGCCUCCGCCGAUAGUGCUGCCCCGGCCGGUCAGGAAUAUCUGGUGAUUUUGAUCUGUGCCGUCCUGAGUUAGCCAUUGCUAUGUCUAUGUAGGAAUAUUUUUGAUAGAAAACAUUUUAGAGUUGUUGUCAAAUAAUGUCUAAUGAGCCCUCUUCACAAUGGACAACAUUGACCCAACAAAUUAUAGUCAAUGUUUCCACCAUCACGGCGAUUUUGAAUAAAAAUGAUGAAACUGAGACAUGUAGGCUUUACACUAUCGCGAUUACCUCUUCUUAUUCAACGCUGCAUAUUGUGAAGAGGACCCAUAAUAUUAUAAACUUGUGUGCCUAAUGAUUGGUCAAAAUAUUGAAUUAUUUUUGUAUACGUAUAAUUUAAACGUUUAACCAUGAUUUGAUAUUCGUAAAAUAUUAUAACAUUAAUUAGCCUCAGGAUGGCAAUUCCUCUUUAUUCUUAACGCUUCAUAAAUCUAAUUUAAGUGCUUCUAAUUACGAGAUUACUGUCGCUAUACGCUUCAAAGUCUAAUUUUAUUAGUGCCUUUGCAAGCGGCUCUUUACUCCUUAGGUAAAACAUGACUUCGAAAAUAAACCUUUUAAAUUUCAUCACGCUUUAUCUUCCGUUUCCAAAAUAUUUAAUUUCACUUUCACUUUUAUAUUAUACACAGUUUUAGUAGUAUCUAUAACUUAUUAAGAUAAUUUUAUCCCGAUUUUAAUUACUAAGGAGUUUUCGCUUAUGCUUAGUUCUUCUCCUCUUUAUAAGCUAGAGCAGUCAGAACGACGAACCUUUAUAUAAAACGACCCAGUGUAUGCUUUUCAAAUAUCGUGUGUGCUAAGUCUUAGGCUGUUGAAUUAUAUUAAAUAUAAGUAUUUAUUACACAUAUUAUACGCUAAGAAAAUUAUUUGAAAUUUGUUGCUCUGACAACAUUUAAACCACCUUUAUUGUAUCCGUUAUCUGAUAUUGAUAAACUGUAUUAGUUUUAAGUAUUCUUAUAUUUUUCUAGAUUUAGACAACUAGUCAGUAAGCUAACAUCAAUAUUUAGUAUUAACAUUAUUUUUCGUAAUAUUAUAUUCAACUAACAUUUCCCGCUUAGUGUAUUUAAACAAAAUGAGUCGUACAUUAUAUUGGCAUUUUAUUAAAAGUAUAAAAUAAGUAUUCAUUCUAACUAUACGUUCCAAUUUUUAUGAUAAGCAUAAAAAUGUUGUAGUUUUAGUGCCAAUAUUUUAGUCCUCGCAUUUACUAAACGAAACAUUAGUUAGGUAAUAGUUACAUGUUCGAACUUUGACAUCCCAUAUGAUUUUCUUUGUUUAACCAAUUUUAAUUAAUUUUAAUCAUAUCUAGUAAAAUUAUUAAAUGUCACUGUUUAUAAUUUCGAUCUGAAUGUGAUGUUUGUGUUAUUUUCUGAGGAAUGUGAAGAAGAUGGCUUUUUGUAACAGAGUUAAGAAAAUAUUAUAAAAAACAACCGAAUAAAAAACAGUAUUUUAGUGUUUUACUAUUUUCAAACUCUUAAAGAAACAUAAAAAAGUUUAGUAUUUUAAUAUAAAAAACUGCCUUAACAUUAAUUAACUCUGUUACAAGAAGUCAAUUCUACAGGCUAUUUUUCUGUAAUAUACUCGGUUGCAUUUUUAUCCCUAGAAUAAGUUUUAUUUUAAUCCAUUAGUUUUUGGCGUGAAGUCAAAAGACCGUAAGAAUCAAAUAUUUAAAACUAAAAAAUACUGCCUUCUUCGUUAUUGUCUGUUAAUUCUAAAUACCUAGUCUAUCAUAAUUAAGAAAAUGUUAAAGUAUUAUUACAUAUUAAAAACCCCCACGUCUUUGUAUUUUUAUAAAGGCCUUUUAUGUGUAUAACAUUUGAAUAUAUUCAUAGCAUAUCAACUGUAUAAAUUGGUUUUAUGACAUUUUACAACAGGAUUUUGUUAAGCUGUAUUUGGAUAUAAUUUAAUACUUAAAUUAAUAAAUCAUCUGAACUAUA
Molecule: messenger RNA, 3450 nt
Organism: Colias croceus (clouded yellow)
Lineage: Eukaryota; Metazoa; Arthropoda; Insecta; Lepidoptera; Pieridae
Exons: 7
Coding region: 296-1534 (412 amino acids)
Source: RefSeq, a predicted model, not a curated record